Molecule: messenger RNA, 1871 nt
Organism: Tachysurus fulvidraco (yellow catfish)
Lineage: Eukaryota; Metazoa; Chordata; Actinopteri; Siluriformes; Bagridae
Gene: prrg4
Product: proline rich Gla (G-carboxyglutamic acid) 4 (transmembrane)
Exons: 7
Coding region: 445-1080 (211 amino acids)
Cellular component (GO): extracellular region
Molecular function (GO): calcium ion binding
Source: RefSeq, a predicted model, not a curated record
GAUCGAUUAAUCACGUCUGGACGCGAUCUCGAACGAACGUGACAGGAGUUCUAUGUUCGUGUAGUUGAUGUUUUAGAAUCAGAAUCCGAUUAAAUUGGCCGGUGCGGUUUCGGACAGAUCCUGGAGUUUGUUUUGUGUUUGUUUAUAUACUCGGUUCCAGGUUAUAUUCCGUUUUCUACACCGGGCUCGUGCGGGUUUACUGUUUAUACCCCGAACACACUAUUUAAGGUGGAUUUUUUUUUAAGGUGGAUUUUGGCCCGUUGCCAUGGAGCAGGUGGAGGUGGCGCUGCUUGAUGUGGUCAAGAUUUCAUGACCUGAAGCGAAACUUCCUGAAACUUCGUCUGAAUAGAGCUGGGAUAACAAAUGCAAUUGGGGAAUUGAACGAAACCGAAAACAAACUUAUCAGGAACAGAACUGAAUGAUUUAACUAGUAGCCGGACAGAAAUGCUGAUAUUUGUUUUAAUGCUGUGUGGCUUCACCUUUUGUGGACUCUGUGUGUGUGACAGAGAUACAGAAAGAUCCCAACAGGAAGAGGACAGAAAUGCAGUGUUUACAGAAGAGCAGGAGGCCAAUCAAUUUUUAGGCCGCCACCUGCUGUACAACCGAUUCGACUUUGAAAUCUUCACACCGGGAAAUUUGGAGAGGGAGUGUAUCGAGGAAUUGUGCAACUAUGAGGAGGCGCGCGAGGUUUUUGAAAAUAUUCCAGACACAGAUGCUUUCUGGAAAAAGUAUACAACCAGUCAUACGAAUCAGGAGCAGAAAAUCGACGUAACUGCUCUGUUAGUGGGCCUUAUCGCAGGUGGAGUGGCCCUCGUCAUAGUGGGUCUCCUGGUCUGGUAUACCUGCCAAAACAAGUGCAGAAAUAAGCCCAUUAGGUCUCGUUCGAGCCGCAGUAAUGCCUCUGUGAUCAUUAGGAGGUUAGAGGAGGUAUCACUGCACCCUGUCCCUCCUCCUCCUUUAUCAGAUGAAAUGGAAGCACAUGGUCUCCCCUCAUAUGAGCAGGCCAUUGCUAUAACUGGACCACACGAUGCACCACCACCACCAUAUCCAGGGUCGAGACCAGGCACCAUUCGACGAUAAGCCAAAUCUGUCAAAGCUGUAUUGGGUGGUUGUUUUUUUUUUGUUUGUUUGUUUUUUAAAACCAGAAACUGUAAUUUCAAAGUCUCUUAUAGAGCUGGCUUGGUUAUUAAUUACUGGUUUUACUUUGCUUCAUUGCUUCACAUUUUGCAGUGCUAUAUAAGUAACUACUUGGCCAGAUCAUUUCUCUUUACGUUUGUGAAAGAAUCACACUAAGAUUACACUAAGUGCAAACAGUCUAUAAUGCAGAUGAAGGAAUAUGGUUAAGAUAGGUUUGAUGAAGGAAUUUGUGAAUGCUGCUUAUAGACCUUUUCCCCCUAGUAACACUAACAUACCAAACAAAACCAGCUUUACCUCGUUUACCUCUUACCUUUUUGAUGGUUGUAGAUAUGUUUAUAAUUAAUGACUAAAUAUAUAUAUAUAUAUUUUGUUAAUCAUGUAUUUUUUUGUUCAGCCUUUGUCCUGUUGGAAAAUGUGAAAUGUAGACAAACAAAUCAGAACACUUCUAUAAAUUUAGAUUAAUGUAGCUUAUUUUUCCAGGGUAAAAGGAUGCGGUUUUGGGGGAAUGAGAUGGUCAAUCAAAGGCUUCUCCUUGUUGGCUGACCUUUUAAUGUUUUGAUAAUUAUAUACGUUUGUCACGAUAAAUAGACCUAAGUUAUGUUUACUACAAAGUAAAUAAAUUCCAAUUAAAAUACUUUGUUUCCUGUAUAACAGCACAGUAACAUUAAAAAAAUCAACUUUAUGCAUGAUAUUCAUGAUUUGAAUUUUCCAUUAAAAAUAAAAUGAUUGUGUUA